This is a messenger RNA of Oncorhynchus keta (chum salmon), 1119 nucleotides long. RefSeq lists its product as uncharacterized. The transcript is spliced from 8 exons. The record is from RefSeq and is a predicted model, not a curated record. The coding region runs from base 1 to 1119 and encodes 372 amino acids. Lineage: Eukaryota; Metazoa; Chordata; Actinopteri; Salmoniformes; Salmonidae.
AUGGCUGGACGAACCAAGUCUAGGGUCCAGAGAAAUACCUUUGAGACGGCUUUCCUCUUGGCGUACUUCAUAGUUAUCACAGUCAGGUACUGCAUAGUUAUCACAGUCAGGUACUUCAUAGUUAUCACAGUCAGGUACUUCAUAGUUAUCACAGUCAGGUACUGCAUAGUUAUCUCAGUCAGGUACUGCAUAGUUAUCUCAGUCAGGUACUUCAUAGUUAUCACAGUCAGGUACUUCAUAGUUAUCACAGUCAGGUACUUCAUAGUUAUCUCAGUCAGGUACUUCAUAGUUAUCUCAGUCAGGUACUUCAUAGUUAUCACAGUCAGGUACUGCAUAGUUAUCACAGUCAGGUACUUCAUAGUUAUCUCAGUCAGGUACUUCAUAGUUAUCACAGUCAGGUACUUCAUAGUUAUCACAGUCAGGUACUUCAUAGUUAUCACAGUCAGGUACUUCAUAGUUAUCACAGUCAGGUACUUCAUAGUUAUCUCAGACAGGUACUUCAUAGUCAGGUACUUCACAGUCAGGUACUUCAUAGUUAUCACAGUCAGGUACUUCAUAGUUAUCACAGUCAGGUACUUCAUAGUUAUCACAGUCAGGUACUUCAUAGUUAUCUCAGUCAGGUACUUCAUAGUUAUCUCAGUCAGGUACUUCAUAGUUAUCACAGUCAGGUACUUCAUAGUUAUCUCAGUCAGGUACUUCAUAGUUAUCACAGUCAGGUACUUCAUAGUUAUCUCAGUCAGGUACUUCAUAGUUAUCACAGUCAGGUACUUCACAGUCAGGUACUUCAUAGUUAUCUCAGUCAGGUACUUCACAGUCAGGUACUUCAUAGUUAUCUCAGUCAGGUACUUCAUAGUUAUCACAGUCAGGUACUUCAUAGUUAUCACAGUCAGGUACUUCAUAGUUAUCACAGUCAGGUACUUCAUAGUUAUCACAGUCAGGUACUUCAUAGUUAUCACAGUCAGAUACUUCAUAGUUAUCUCAGUCAGGUACUUCAUAGUUAUCACAGUCAGGUACUUCAUAGUUAUCUCGGUCAGGUACUUCAUAGUUAUCUCGAUCAGAAAAAGAGGAAGCAGGAUCCAGGUUCUGAGACCAUCGUCAGAAUCACAGAGGACCGAGUGA